Monascus purpureus is the source of this 1740-nucleotide messenger RNA. Lineage: Eukaryota; Fungi; Ascomycota; Eurotiomycetes; Eurotiales; Aspergillaceae. The record is from the annotation of a GenBank genome assembly.
GACAGCCCAACAGCCAUCUUUCCCCCGAUACGCUCCAACUAUCUCUCGAAUCCCUGUUUCUAGCUCCUUAUCAUCCCAUUUCUUGAUUCUUUACCGUCAGGAUGGGGUCCGAUCCGCAGUACAUCAAGUACCCGGACCUCACGAUCGCCCAAGAUGUCUUCAACAUCUCCAACCCGUCAUGUUCGCCAGCUGUCCAACAGACAUCCUUGAAGAAACUUCAACAUGCCAUUUCGGAACAUAAAAUGGCUCCUCUGUACAGACAUCUCGCGCACCCGGUCGAAGGUAUCCUGAAUACCUCUGGCGAAACCGCAUCUGGUGCCGCUGGCUCAACGAAGCCUGCAAUCGUGUCGAACAUUCUGGCAUCUCGAAAGUCGUCACCGAAGAUCGAAUUUCCUUGGGAUGAGAAGCUAUACCAGUCGCUAGUCGAGGAUAACAAGAAGGAGCUGGAGGAAUUUCAGAAAGAGGAAAAUGAGGCGCAAGAAGCCGCUGGGGAUACGGAGGUGCUGGCCGCACGUGGAAAGCUUGCUGAGUUCUGGGCCCGUGUUGGCGAUAAGGACAAAGCCGUCGAAUCCCACGAAAGCCUUAUCGAAAAGACAUCGUUCCUUGGAACCAAGAUCGAUCUGGUGUUGGCUCUCAUUCGAAUUGGCCUGUUUUUCGGUGACGCGCUGUACGUCAAGAAGAAUAUUGACCGCGCGAAUGGCCUGGUCGAGAGCGGUGGUGACUGGGACCGAAGGAAUCGCCUGAAGGCCUACAAGGGACUGCACCUACUGACCGUCCGUUCAUACAACUUAGCUGCACCGCUACUCCUGGACAGUUUGUCUACUUUUACGAGUUACGAACUUUGCAGUUAUUCCGCACUGGUGAUCUACUCCGUUCUUGCGGGCUCACUCUCGCUGAAGCGAGUAGACUUCAAGGCCAAGGUGGUUGAUGCCCCAGAGAUCAAGGCCAUCCUUGGAGAAGGAGAGGACCGGUUGGCCGGACUGACCGGUGCAGUUUCUGCCGGACCUGGUGCUCGCGAUGAAGAGAUGAAAGAUGCGUCCGCUUCGACCUCCACGCCGGAGACGGCAACCACAGCGGUUAACCUUACCACGUUUGGCACGGGUUCUGGUAUCCAGGCGGAUGUCGAAGCGCCUAUGGACUUCACCCCUCUGGCCAAUCUGGUCAAUAGUCUCUACAACGGCAACUACCGGUUGUUCUUCCUGGCACUGGCGGCCGUGGAGGAACGCUUUCUCACGCAGGAUCGGUAUCUGUACGAGCACCGCGCGUGGUUUGUGCGGGAGAUGCGGCUGCGGGCUUACCAGCAGUUGCUCCAGAGCUACCGGGUGGUUGGAUUGAACACCAUGGCGAUGGAGUUUGGCGUCACUGUGGAUUAUCUUGACCGGGAUUUGGCAAAGUUCAUUGCCAACGACCGGAUUUCAUGCACGAUCGACCGGGUCAAUGGGGUGAUCGAGACGAACCGCCCGGACCAUAAGAACAAGCAGUAUGCGGACCUGGUAAAACACGGCGAUGCGCUGAUCACGAAGCUCCAGAAGUAUGGCCAGGCAGUGCGGUUGCGAGGCAGCGAGCGGAGCUAGGUCUGUCAGGAGCUCUAGGAGACGGAUUGGGCGCGAGGUCCCGGGAAGUCGUAUGGUCCCACGAGCGUAGGAGCAUAGACGGUAUUAGUGUGACUUAGAGCAAAAGCAUAGCCAUAUGUAACUUAAUGAGGAAAGACAAGUGGGAUGAGAAACCCCUGAACAACUU